This is a messenger RNA of Bipolaris zeicola 26-R-13, 1074 nucleotides long. RefSeq lists its product as uncharacterized. The coding region runs from base 1 to 1074 and encodes 357 amino acids. The transcript is spliced from 7 exons. NCBI's taxonomy places the organism in Eukaryota, Fungi, Ascomycota, Dothideomycetes, Pleosporales, Pleosporaceae. The record is from RefSeq and is a predicted model, not a curated record.
AUGGCUCUUUUGCAGGAGACUCUGCGCUCCCUACACGCGCGGGAUUUGCAGCAUGGCUCUAAGCAGGCGUCUCUUUUCGCAGUCGGCAUCGCCUUUAUCAUCAUCACGCUUUUUGUUGUAUCUCUCCGAAUAUAUGUGCGAACACGUUUACUGGGGCUACGAAUGGCGACAGAUGAUUACUUAAUGGUGGCGGGUGCUUUCUGCACAAUGAUGCUUUCGGUUACCAAUAUGAUUAGCGGGUGGUAUGGCACGGGCGAGCGCACACGCGAUAUUCGCCCUCAAGACUAUACGCCUAUGCUGAAAGCGAACCUCGCGACCCGCAUUCUCUAUGUCUUUGCCAGCUUCCUUGUCAAAUUCAGCAUUCUGGUGUUCUACCAACGACUUGAUCCACGGCGAAGAACCAGGUUGAUUGUGUACUUCCUCAUGGCCUGGGUUCUCGCACUAUCCAUUAUGACGUUCUUCUCCUUUGUAUUGACAUGCGUACCGACAUGGAUCUACUGGGAUCUGGCGGCACAGGCGAAAUAUCCGGAGAAAUGUAUGUCGGCAACUACGCGGCAAAUCUUCUACAAUAUCAACAACGUCAUGAACAUCCUGCAAGAUCUAGCUAUAUACCUGGUUCCGGUAUUGAUCGUGUCCAACUUGCAAAUGCCACGAGCACAAAAGUUUGCGCUGGCCGCUCUUCUUGGCGUCGGACUCGUUGCAGUAGCAGCCGGUUGUGUGCGCUUCUACUACGUGCUCUUUCUCGUCAACAAAAUCGACGACUUUUACUACUACAUGGCCGACUCUCUCAACUGGUACAGUAUCGAGAUAUACAUCGGAAUCAUAUGCAGCUGCGCAUCGACCUUCAAGAUUCUCAUCUCAAGAUUCAUCCCUAAGAUAUCGCAUUACGUAGGAAGAAGCAAUGGGCAAUCGACCGGCAAAACGCCACGCAAUCAGCGUGAAGGAUCUCAUAGCGAUCAGAUCUUCAUGAAGCGUCUUUCGUCCAACAGACUGACUGGCAACCGUAAGUAUGGAGUCGACGGGAUAACGGAGAUUGGCAACGAGAGUCAAGAGGCGAUAGUGAAAAGCCAAUAG